AUGCCAUGCUCAACCAGCUCAAAGAUCAAUGCUCUUGAUGUAGAAUGUCUCACCAUUGGCAAAGGCGAGGAGGAGAAACUCGAAGUACUGAGCGUGAGGAAACAUAAGCCCCUCUUCAGCUCCGGAGAGCGCCUCGCCUACAUCGACCUGACCAAGGGACCCGAAGUCCAGAGAACUGACCAGCUGGACGACCAGACCACCGCCACCGGGGUCAUCUUCAACACGCCGGGACAGGACUCGUUCCUCAGCCUGACUGUGAUGUACCCUGGGUGGUCAGACGGCUGUGUGCACUAUGUGUGUGUGGCCCGCACCCAGGCUGGGAGACUCCGGCUCAGCAGGGUCUACGUCAGAUCCACACGACCCACCAGCUCCACGCUGGCGCAGGCGUUGAGGGACCUUAGCGGCCAGCUGGAUAGCUUGACUGCCGCUGCCGCUGCCACGCCCUCCUCCUCCUCUUCCUCCUCCUCAUCCCCAUCCUCCUCCUCCUCCUCCUCCUCCUCUUCCAGUGGGGCUGGGGAGUCUGGUAGUUGCAGAAAAAGGAGUGACUCCGCCGUGGCAUCUGCUUUGGUCCAAACUCUGUACACAGAGUCCGGGGUGUAUAACGGGUCCACGUACUUCCUACCUAGCUACUCACCCUCCACGUAUCUAGUGGCCGAGCCGGCUUGUCGAGGGCUGGGCGGGAUCCUAGCUCAGAUCGACGAUGAAGAAGAGUACGAGUUCGUGAAAAACUUCACCUUGCCCAUCCUCUCGGACAAGGCCAUCGUGUUGCUAGGGGCGACGGACGAGGCGGAGGAGGGCGUGUGGGUGAACCGGGUGGGCGGGGGGCCGGCGGGUGUGCUGGACUGGGUGCCCGGCGGGGCGGUGCCGGAUAACCUGAGGGGGGACCAGGACUGCCUGGCCCUGGUGAAGAACUUUCGCGGCACGCCGGGCAUCCGGAUGAACGACAUGCAGUGUAACUUUAAUCCUUACAGAGAUAUGGACUGGAUCCAUAGCUUCUUGUGCGAGGUCAAGGUGGAGGAGAGCGUGCUCUAUACUGAUUGUUGAAGGGAAAGAGAGGGGG
Aplysia californica (California sea hare) is the source of this 1060-nucleotide messenger RNA. RefSeq names its product pinin. The record is from RefSeq and is a predicted model, not a curated record. The coding region runs from base 1 to 1044 and encodes 347 amino acids. The transcript is spliced from 2 exons. NCBI's taxonomy places the organism in Eukaryota, Metazoa, Mollusca, Gastropoda, Aplysiida, Aplysiidae.